Molecule: messenger RNA, 1815 nt
Organism: Thalassophryne amazonica
Lineage: Eukaryota; Metazoa; Chordata; Actinopteri; Batrachoidiformes; Batrachoididae
Product: F-actin-capping protein subunit alpha-2
Exons: 10
Coding region: 93-953 (286 amino acids)
Biological process (GO): actin cytoskeleton organization; barbed-end actin filament capping
Cellular component (GO): F-actin capping protein complex; actin cortical patch
Molecular function (GO): actin filament binding
Source: RefSeq, a predicted model, not a curated record
UAUGGCCGAUAGCUUGACGUCCAUCAGACAAUUCGGCCAAUGGGGAGUGUGCGGGGCGUGCCUCUGGCAAACUGGUGGUGCCGGAAGAAAAGAUGGCGGAUCAUGAUGAGCAGCUAUCUGACGACGAAAAGGUACGUAUAGCUGCUAACUUCGUAAUUCACGCCCCGCCUGGAGAGUUCAACGAAGUUUUCAAUGAUGUGAGAUUGCUGCUCAGUAAUGACAAUCUUCUCAGGGAAGGUGCAGCACAUGCAUUUGCACAGUACAAUUUGGACCAGUUCACCCCGGUAAAAGUUGAGGGCUAUGAAGAGCAGGUCUUAAUCACAGAACAUGGUGACAUCGGGAAUGGCCGGGUCCUAGAUCCCAAAAACAAAAUCUCUUUCAAGUUCGACCACCUGAGGAAGGAGGCUAGCGACCCGCUGCCUCACGAUGUUGACGGUGUACUGGAGGGCUGGAGGAGCGCCGUGGACUCAGCCGUCAGGGCCUACGUCAAGGAGCACUACCCCAGUGGCGUCUGCACUAUUUACGGGAAAACCAUUGACGGGCAUCAAACCAUCAUCGUGUGCAUCGAGUGCCAUCAGUUUCAACCAAAAAACUUCUGGAACGGACGCUGGAGAUCAGAGUGGAAAUUUGCCAUUUCCCCCUCCACCACUCAGGUGGCGGGCAUCAUGAAAAUCCAGGUUCAUUACUAUGAAGAUGGCAAUGUUCAACUGGUGAGCCACAAAGAAAUCCAGGAGUCCAUGACAAUUUCUAAUGAAGCUUCGACUGCAAAGGAGUUUGUCAAGAUCAUGGAGGCUGCAGAGAACGAUUAUCAGACGGCCAUCAACGAGAACUACCAGACCAUGUCAGACACGACCUUCAAAGCCUUACGCCGCCAGCUUCCUGUGACACGCACCAAGAUUGAUUGGAAUAAGAUCCUAAGCUACAAGAUUGGCAAGGAAAUGCAGAAUGCUUAAAAGAGAUAACACCCCCCACCCCAACAAAGUUGCAUGACUGGAUAGUUGUAUCGUCUUUGUCCAGAAAUUUGAGACACAGGGACGGUGAAGGGUUUGAUCUCACUGCAAGAUUCCACAUUGUUACACAUUGGAAGUCAACUUUUAUUGAUGUUAUAUUUUGUUUUUAUGCAAACACCAUGAAAUCCUUUGUAUAUGGAUUAUAUAAAGAUUAGAAUUGCUUUUGGAAAAAUAUGUCUUGAGGAAACAUGACAUAGGACAGGGUACUGAGUCGUAUGUGGGGUAAAGAUGUCCUGCUAUGUGACAGUACCACUUGUGCAAUAUUUAUUGUCAGUCAGACCGUACAUUGAGUUUGACUUUUGAUUUGAGGGUGAACAUGAUCAUUUUCUGGAGAAAAAUGUCCACGAUUAUAAAGUGGCUCAGAGUAUUUUAGAUGAAGUGAAUGUUCCUUCACUACACAGUUAAUGUCCCACACAGUCCAAAAACCGUAAAAAUGUGAUAUCUUCUGCACACACUGUAAAUCACUCCAUGUUCCUGUUCCUGUAUUUUGGUACUUCCCCUCACUGUUUCUCUCCAGUUUGCAGACAUCACCUGAACUUUGACAGGAAGCUCUGUGACAACCUUAACAUGCUUCAUUAACAAGUCGUGCGCAGCUGCAUAAUCUGCAAAAUGCCCAGUUUGCAAAGAAUUCACUGUCUCCCUGUGCUUCGUUUUAUUAAAACAGAGCUCGACUGUAUUAUAUAACAAGGCACAUUGUAAUAUAUAACUGUACCAAACAUCCUGUGUCUGCAUUUGGUGAUUUAUUUCCAUGAGAUUAAUUGUAACUCUGCCACAAUUAUGUUGCAUUAAAAGACAAAUUUUUUAA